CAACAUUUAGCCUGACUGAGGAGUUAAACGGCGCGCAGCAGCACAUCUGCUCCAUCCAGGCAUUAAUCCUGUUGUGAUAGCCAUGUUCUCAAAGCAGCUGUGGCCUCUGGCCUUUGGAAAAAUGUCCUUUGUGGUUUUCAUCCUGACUUCUGCCCUCUCAGUGACUCCCCUGCCGUCUGACAUAGACAAGGGACGGAGAAAGGUGGUGCACGUGCUCGAGGAUGACACUGGUGCGGUGAUUGUGCAGACAGCUCCUGGUAAAGUGGUGACACAUCGCGGGGGCUCCAUCACUCUGCCCUGCAGAUUCCACCAUGAGCCGGAGAACACCGAUCCUGCUCGCAUUCGGAUUAAAUGGACCAAAGUGACUGAUGCACUGCAGUUUGAGGAUGUCUUUGUGGCACUUGGAAGCCAGCAGCGUGUGUUUGGAUCGUACAAAGGCCGUGUGUUUUUGGAGCAGGCAGGCCCAGGCGACGCCUCAGUGAUCAUCCAAAAUGUCACACUGGAGGACUACGGACGCUUUGAGUGCGAAGUCACUAAUGACAUGGAAGACGAUACAGGAUUUGUCAACCUCGACCUAGAAGGAGUGGUCUUUCCCUACUACCCCCGUGAGGGGCGCUAUAAGCUCAACUACCACGAGGGGGAGGAUGCCUGCAAACAGCAGGACGCCAUUCUGGCUUCUCACUCUCAACUGCACAAGGCCUGGCUGGAAGGACUAGACUGGUGUAAUGCUGGAUGGCUGGAGGACGGCUCAGUCCAGUACCCUAUCUCUCAUCCCAGAGACCAGUGCGGCCGCAAGGACACCCCCGCUGGCGUCCGUAACUAUGGCUACAGGCACAAAGAGGAUGAGCGCUACGAUGCUUUCUGUUUUACUUCCAAGCUCAAUGGCAAAGUGUACUUCCUCAAACGCUUCAAGAAGGUGAACUAUGCGGAGGCGGUGAAGGCUUGCAUUCGAGAUGGCUCAGCUGUGGCCAAAGUGGGUCAGCUGUACGCUGCAUGGAAGUUCCAGCUCCUGGACCGCUGUGAAGCCGGCUGGCUGGAGGAUGGCAGCAUCCGUUACCCCAUAGUCAACCCCCGUUCUCGCUGUGGAGGUUCCCAGCCAGGCGUCCGACACCUGGGAUUCCCUGAUAAAAAAUUCCGCCUCUAUGGGGUCUACUGUUUCCGCAGAAACGAGGAUGAAACAGCAGGUGGUACUGAAACGACAAAAAGCCCCACAAAUAGUAUGACAAGGAGAAAGAGCAGCCGCAGCAUCCCUGUGAAUGCUUCCAGUGUGAUUUAAAGUUUAGAGAUACAGAGCAAGAGGGGGGGGGAUGCAAUUUAAAUUUGACAGUAACAACUGUCGCCUAGCAGCCGACUCCAUUCAUCGCUUUUAAAGUAAAACACUUACAGACAAGAUGUACUCAUUUGCAGAUUUGCCAGAGAGAAGAAGCGAGGCUGUAUAAAAUUAAGGGUGACAUCUUUAUUAGGGUGAUGUUCCUUCCAUCUCCAGUCAGUCAAUCAUCUUAAGGAGUAUGUUAGCACUUCUGAAAACUGUGAGGUUAAACAAGAGCUUGAUCAUUACUCAGGCACACAUCAGAUCAGAUGCAAUGAAUAUCCUUGUUUACGUGUGUGUGUGUGUGUGUGUGUGUGUGUGUGUGUGUGUGUGUGUGUGUGUGUGUGUUUGUGUGUAUCAUAUCUCUGCCCCCUGCUGUGGCCCCUGAGCUCUGAGCUCCAUUCUGAGCCAGAAUCCCAGUGCCAGGGUGAAAAGAUCCAUUACUGUGUGAGACGGGAUGAUCUACCCGACUGUACUUUUCGUUUAAUUGCCUGUAUCCGGGUGCCAUUUGGUUAGCAACACUCUGGCACAAUGCGAGUCAUUUUUCUCAUUAACUAAGACUUGGCAAUAUCAUCAUCAGAGCUGCACAAGUAGUGAAUAUUGCACUAGCUCUAAAAAGAUUUCCACUUUAAAUACAUAGAGCUUUAUUUUGUGAUAGCAUCUUAGCUUAGACUGAAGCAAGCAUGUAUUGAUUGGCUUGAAGAGUAGUUGCUGAGGCUGAACAAGCAGAAAUACAAAGCUACAAUAAUUGCUAUUUCCCGUAAGCUACCUGGGCCACCAGUUGCACUAUAAAUGUUACAAGCAGCAACCUUUAUUACAGAGUAUGUUUGCCACUAUACAGAAUGGAUGAAUGUUCUGGGAAAAAAAAAUAAAAGUCUUGAAAUUG
Messenger RNA from Perca flavescens (yellow perch), 2195 nucleotides. RefSeq names its product hyaluronan and proteoglycan link protein 4 (gene hapln4). Lineage: Eukaryota; Metazoa; Chordata; Actinopteri; Perciformes; Percidae. Gene Ontology annotation, cellular component: perineuronal net; synapse. Gene Ontology annotation, biological process: positive regulation of neuroblast proliferation; skeletal system development; central nervous system development. The coding region runs from base 83 to 1276 and encodes 397 amino acids. Gene Ontology annotation, molecular function: hyaluronic acid binding. The record is from RefSeq and is a predicted model, not a curated record. The transcript is spliced from 7 exons.